UUUAGUAUGUCAUAAAAACCUCUAGCAAUACAUCGAAUUUAAAGUUUUAAGGAAUUACGGAUUGCAAAAACAAUCACAAAACUGGGGAAAAAUCUAAUAAAGUGGGAGAGGAGACAAAUUUGAUGAACUGAUAUCAAACGAAAUUUGCUUUAUUGAAAAUAAAACUCCUUUUUGACGUCUUUGGUUUAGAAAAUAAUUGAAUUUUUUUUAAAACAAGAAAAAAAGAAAAACAUUGGAUUAUUCUCCCUUAUAAUUGCACUCAGUAAACUUGGCUUAAAUUUUAAUUGCUUCUGCAUGAAGACCUAUACCAUCAGUCCUCGCAACUCAGAUUUGACAAGAGGUCCGAUGUUUGGGGGAAUUUACAGAUAGGUUUUCAGAUAGAAUUUAUUGCAUUGAAAAAGGAUGUUUUUUUUCAUACAAAACAAGAACUGCUUGGCUUAAUUAAUAGGUACAACGAUUGUGCGCGAGCAUGUUUAGGGUGGCUCCUUUAGAAGCCUUUCAGGUUUACCAUGAGAGUAAAUAAAGAUAUAUCUUCCAUACAGUGCCAAUCAGCAAAUGGAUGAACAAACAAAUGUGACAUGGAGAACUGUCAGGGACCUCAAGUGGUUUCAGACCAUUGGUCGCUGAUAAUUUUUGCUUUAUUAGCUAAGUACACAACAAUUAAGUCGCACGAAAAAAGACAAUAGCUUUUGCCUUCCCGUGCGUCAGAUGAAUUUAGCGGAAAGUAAAUAAGGAUAUUUAUUUUUGCACUGUUCGUAUACCAGUCGAUGAUAACCGAAACUCUGAUUUAUGACUGAUCAUACGUACAGUAAAAUAAUUACUACUAAACACAGUGAGAAUAUAAUGGACAGAAAAAAAUUAACAUCAACAUCAGUUUUUAAAAACUCCAACCAUCUGAUCUGUUUAUUCAGUGCUAUGAAAGCUGUUAGCUUCUCGUCGGUUCCAAUUGAAAAUAUAUUUGUUUCAGAAGUUGUUUGGAUUCUCCCGAAACCCUCCUCCACCCCCUCCACGUUACUGACAAUAAAUUAUAUGAAAUUACUUAUCUCAAAGCUGCAGCAAGAAAGCGACAUUUGUUGUUACACUAUUUAACCAGUCCUGCUGAAUCAUUUCAGUGACCCUUUUGUCCCUAAUCUGAAAGCCCAAUUUAAUUAAAGAAAGCGAUCUUUAACUGUUAGGGUAAGAUAUGCUCCGAGGCCAAACUUAUCGCUUUCUCUGAUUGGCUAUUCCUCAAGAGACAACUUUGAACAGUGCAAAGCAAAAAGAUACAUAUGACUUUGUGAAAUUAAUCUCUACAGAAGUUCUAUAAUGGUCAUUUUAAUGGUCAUUUGUCUUCAGUUAACAGCCAAGUUUUAUAUGAGGUACACUUCAUAGCUCUCAUCCCAUGAUUUGAAAAAUAUAUACUCUUAAUAUCCUUAAUGUCGGCUCUUCAAACAGCCAAGUCAAAGUUGGGCUAACGUUUCACUCUCAGUAGUAUUUUUGCCAGUAAGUCUAUGCCCCUUUUUUGUAAACAAAAAUAAAAAAUCAAGAUUGUCAAUUGGGGGUUUCGUAAAUUAUUCAGUUUAGCCGACUGUCUCUUCGUGGGACAUUUUCGUGGGACAUUUUCUUUACAAAUGUCUUGACAAAAACCCCAUACUAAAGUGCUAAUGAAUACAUCUAUAGGUGGCAAAAUUUCAGUUAGAAAACAAAACAAUCGUUUUCUCCCGCAGUUUGUUGAAUCGGCCUCGCAGGAAGGAAUAUUCCGUUUAUUUUUAAUAUACACACUACAGUCAUACCAAGUCAAAUGCUACAACAUAGCGUUCGACUGACAAAAUUGGCAUCUUUGUUGAAGACUUCUGACAUUUUUAAGAUCGUGCACAACUAGCCACUUGUUUUAGGAACUGUAUAUUAGUCUACAAGACACCUUGCACGAACACAUGCAAAAGCACAAGAUCAACUCAACCACGGAGUUAAGAUCAAGAUCAUCUUCAGUCGACACCUGGAAAAUUGAUGCUGAAAUUACUUCAAGUCGGUCUGACCUUAAAAUGGCUAAGAACAAACCAUCUUUGAGAGAUCUCCUUCACGAGUUUGCAGAGGAAACCAGCGCACAUGGCGCCAUAAAGAUAUCCUCAGCCAAGUCAGUAUUUUGGCGUAUUUUCUGGGUACUGGUGUCGUUGGCGUGUCUGGGGAUGGUUAUAUACCAGGGAAUACUGCUGCUUAACACGUACCUAGACAAGCCUACUAAGUCGGACAUUGACGUCACUUACAUAAGGACCGUCAAAUUUCCCGCUGUGACAAUUUGUAACCUGAACAUCAUAAGGAGGUCCUUCAUCAGUAGAUUUCCUGAAGCUAAAGCCAUCAUGAGUCAGUUUAACAGUUUCAUAGAAAGAAAAGACGAAAGACCAGGAGGGGGAGGGGGCGGCCCAGGAGGUCCACCACCCAAUUCCUCAGGCACAAACAAUGCUCCAGAUUCAUUUGGUCCACCCGAUAAACGAAAAGAGGCCAUGAAGAAAUCUUUAAAGAUAGACUCCUCAGGUGCUGAAGAGUCAUCGAGUUUAAAUAACGUAACGGUUGAUGAACAGGCGUACGCUCAAGAUCUGAUUUUAAGCAUGUUAGCCAAGCAUAACGAAAGCGAAUUAGAGAGAGGAGGACAUAAAUUUCAUGAGCUGGUGUUCCGCUGUAACUGGAAAGAUUUUUCUUGUAAACAUGGUGAUUUUAUGAAGUACUGGAAACGUACGUGGAAUUGGAGAUACGGAAAUUGCUACACAUUUAAUUCUGGAGCAACAGGCGAAGGGAAAAAGAUACCUAUUUUGACUAGCACAAAGCCCGGCCCAAACUACGGUCUGACGUUAGAUUUAUUUGUGAAUCAAGAAGAGUACAUUCCCAGUCUUAGCCAGGAGGCCGGCGUUCGUGUUUUACUCACUGCUGAACGAAGUAUUACUUUCCCUGUCGACGAGGGCUUCACUGUCUCUCCAGGAUUUGCAACGUCUAUUGGUUUGCGAAAGUUGAAAAUUAUCCGCGUGGAUCCUUUUAACAACGGAAGUUGUCAUAAAAAUGACGAUUUAGAGGAAUUUUCCGUUUACAGACACUUCAAAGGCUCAAAGUAUUCCGUGCAGGGCUGUAUGUACUCUUGUCUCGCUCGUGCACAAGAAAAGGAGUGUAAUUGCACCGAAGGAAAAUUCCGGACUGUAUCAGGAAUCUGUUCCGAAAUUUCUGAUGUGGAAUGCAUUCAAAAUCUCCAGAAACAAUAUGAUAACGAUCAACUUGGUUGUUCAUCAAAAUGCCCUCAGCCUUGCAAUCAAAUUAGCUACAGGACGGCUAUGUCCAGUUCAGCUUGGUCCCUUAGUUACGAGAAACAGUUACAGGCAAUCAUGCUCAGACAAGGCGAUAGUAAAUUUGACGAUAUGGGAAAGGACAAGGACUCGUUAAGGCAAAAUUUUCUACGAAUAAAUAUCUAUUUUGAAGAGCUGAACAUGGAAAAAAUUACUUACUCGGAAUAUUACGCAUUUGAGAAUCUCAUGAGCGACAUUGGUGGACAGUUGGGUCUUUGGAUAGGCGUGUCAGUUAUCACAGUAGCAGAGGUGUUGAAACUACUCCUGGACAUUUUCAAAGUGCUGUUCCAAAAGUUAUAUUUCACUGACGUCAAAGAAAUUAAAGACAUAAACAUGUCAUAGCACAUGAUGCAGCCGAUCAUUGAAAGAAGCACCGCACGAACAUGUAGCCAUCUUUACGUAGAAAGAUCGUUUGUGCUUCACCUAGUCUAACACAUAGGAACUACGAAAGGUACGGGAAUCGAAUCAAGGUCCAAAUUGCAAAUUCGGUAGAUGCUUGAGAAUAUUACUUUUAAAUGACACAUUUGUUAGGUUCUUGGUUGAUUGUCAAAUAACAACGAAAUCUUGGAAGUCAGGUCCGGCAGUGUAGCAAAGGUGUUAGGCCCUCUGUACAUAAAUGAAGAAGCAUCUUGUGCGCAAAUACAACCUACAGUUCAGCCAUUUUUUUUUUGUCAAAAGGGAGCUAAACUCACGACUAAGUACCUUCGCUCGCACAUGAAAUGCACUAAGGACUUGAAGGGAGAGCGAAUCGUAAUUUAAAUGUCUUUAUCGAUACUAGCAACGAACGAUUACUAGAUUUGAAGAAAGUCUUUCAGACUUCUUCAGUUUUAGAUCAGAACCUUGUGUGCCUCAGCGCAUAUUGUGUGCUAAUGUUUCAAAAUGACUACACCUAUACUUUAGGUUUUCCUCGAUGUAAAUAUGUCUUUUGACUUCUGGCUUUUUGAAGGCAUGCUCUUGAUAGCGCCAAACUCGUGCACACCAAAGAUAAUUAUACUGUUAGUUUUCUGUUAGAAAAAAAUCAAGUUACAAGAAAAUUAUUUAAAAUGUAUUAUCUGUAAGAUAAUUAAACGGUUAGAUUAUAA
This is a messenger RNA of Orbicella faveolata, 4390 nucleotides long. Its product is annotated as epithelial sodium channel subunit alpha-like. Gene Ontology annotation, biological process: sodium ion transmembrane transport. Gene Ontology annotation, molecular function: ligand-gated sodium channel activity. Lineage: Eukaryota; Metazoa; Cnidaria; Anthozoa; Scleractinia; Merulinidae. Gene Ontology annotation, cellular component: plasma membrane. The record is from RefSeq and is a predicted model, not a curated record.